AUGCUCAAACUUUUUCUGGGAUUUUCAUUAAUCGGGCUGUUUGUGGCGUUCGACCUGAACCUGUGCGACACGAAGAAGACGAUCCAGUGUGAGCUGUGGGAGACGUGUUGUCCUGGAAAGGGCGGGACUUACGCUUGUUGCCCAUAUCUGAAGGGGAAUUGCUGUGGACUCGAUUCGGACAGAUGCUGCCCACCCGGCUUCAACUGUGGCCCCGCCGGCUGUCAGCGGAUUCCGCACAACGGAACCGCGCUC
This is a messenger RNA of Mesorhabditis spiculigera, 252 nucleotides long. The record is from the annotation of a GenBank genome assembly. Lineage: Eukaryota; Metazoa; Nematoda; Chromadorea; Rhabditida; Rhabditidae.